UCAUACAGUCGGUGAUCUCAAACCUGCUGCAAUUUCUUUCUAGCAGCUCUCUACUUUGCGUAGAGUAACAGUGCAGGUCGUUCCGUUACCGAAAGUCAGGUGACUAUCUUUCAAGACAGUGAAUUGUUUAUCUACAGGUCGUCACGAUAUUUACUCUCAAUUUCAAACUGCAAGGAACAUGGUUUGGAUCAGUGUCCCAGUGUUUACUAUCAUCGCAAUAACAUGCGGUGCAGCGUUUAAAAUCCAAAACAUCACUCGCGAAGUGCGCGUCGGUCAGAAGGGAUUUUCGUUGCAAUGCGAAAAGACGACAAGCAGAUAUGAUCGUCGACUCUUAGCCGAAAAAUCAAGAAAAAGAAAGAAUUUACGCACGUGCCAACAAGGAACAAUGAGACGAGGAAGGGUGUGCGUGGAGAGUCUAGACGGCGGAUGGUAUCGCAAGUUUCGUUUUGGAGAGAUUGUCAAGGGAAAGUCUGACGGUGUGUACACUUGUACGGAGACGUACCAAGGAUAUGACCAUACAAGAGUUGUAUACAAGAAAACAGUUUGGAAUGUCAUCGUCAUAGGUCCUCAUACUUCCGGUUCUUCCUCUACGAAAACAGUUAUGACAAAAAUGCCAGGCCGGAAUGUCACUCUAAAUGGGAAUUCCACUUCUCCUACCAAAACCGUUACCACAAAAAUUCCAAGCCGGGAUGUCACUCUAAUUGAUGAUUCCACUUCUUCUCCUACCAAAACAGUCACCAUCUCUCCGACAUCUAGACACACCGAGAAAUCAAGCGAAUUGUUACAGUCUUCUACUGCAACGCACAAACCAUCAGAACGUUUCAACAAACACUCGACCACGUUAUCUACUACCCACUUGGAUAUACAAACGGCCAACAGCAUAAACUCUCGUACCAUUGCGGCUGUGACGUUCCUCUCUGCUGUUGCUUCAUUUGUCUUUGUGGCUUUUGUUGUAAUGAUUGUCAAGAGACAGUGUGUCAAGACAGAAAAUUCAGAAAAUAAUUCGAUGAAGAGUUUGUCGAAGUGUCCAUGGCCAUUGUAACCAAGCAAUCGUGAACAAGCUCCACAAAAUGUCUUGACGUCUAGUUGAAAUUAAUGAAAAAAGCAUGAAUGUGUUUUGAUCGUGUAAGGAACUUUUAGUGGUUACUUGUCGUUUAGUAGCAUAGUGAAAGGAGCGAAGUUAGCUAGACUAGAUGGUCAUCAUUUGAAUAGAUGUUUUGCAUUUUA
Molecule: messenger RNA, 1227 nt
Organism: Corticium candelabrum
Lineage: Eukaryota; Metazoa; Porifera; Homoscleromorpha; Homosclerophorida; Plakinidae
Exons: 7
Coding region: 179-1042 (287 amino acids)
Source: RefSeq, a predicted model, not a curated record